Molecule: messenger RNA, 2919 nt
Organism: Suricata suricatta (meerkat)
Lineage: Eukaryota; Metazoa; Chordata; Mammalia; Carnivora; Herpestidae
Product: late histone H2B.L4
Exons: 2
Coding region: 2511-2879 (122 amino acids)
Cellular component (GO): nucleosome
Molecular function (GO): DNA binding; protein heterodimerization activity; structural constituent of chromatin
Source: RefSeq, a predicted model, not a curated record
AUUGGUGGGAUGCAGGCCGCCUGAAGCCUAGUCGGUAGGAGCUAGAAUAACUCUCUCCUCCUUUCUCUGAUUGGAGAUUAUGCCUUCUCUUAGGUCGUUGCCUCACAGCACACAUCAGAACCUCCUGGAAGACUCAUCACAGAUCCCUGGGUCUCGCUCAGGGUUUCCGACUCAGUGGAUCAGGGGCGAGGCCAGGAACUAAAACAUUUCUAACCCAUUUCCAGGUGCUGCUGCUGCGGCUGCUGCUGCGUGUCCGGGGCAGACUCGGAGAACCACCCUCCUGGAGCGUGUUUGUCCCAGAGGGCCGCUGCUGCAGCCUCUACUGCAACGGGGGGGGGGGGGGGGGGGUGCUUGUUACGGUGCAGAUCCCCAGGCCCCAACCUAUGACGCUGUUUGGUGGGGUGACAGAGCUGUGGAAACGGUCUGGAACCUGCAUGUCACACUGAAGCUUGAAGCGCCGUUCCCGGCUGGGCUACAGGAAGCUUUGUGACUUCACCUACCCGCAGCCUCGAUUUUUUGUUGGCAUGAUCUAAUUUACUUCCGACCCAGAGCUCCGGGCAGCCUGUCUGAAGUUGACGGGCACUCGCAGCCUUUGGUCACCUGGCACACCAGGCCUGUCCUUCCCGAGGGCCUCCCAGUUGCCCCUGCAGGGGGGCCUACACAGCCGUGAUUUUUCAGUGCUCAUUACAGCACAUCUAAGACUGUGAAACAACCACAAAAGGCCCAGAUGGUGUCUAAACCCCCAAGGAGCUCCCGAUCUGAUGGGAAAGCCAGCCACGACUAGAGAACGAGACCGGGCAUACAUCAGAUGCCCAACUGUGACUCGUGGGAAACACAGAAGGAUUCCAAAGGGAGAGAAGUUUCUUGUGAGUCCAGAAAGGCAGGAAUGGUACUCGAACUUGAAAGGUAAAUAGGACCGCAGGUGGCCCUGACGUCCAAGAGCUUCCCCUGGCAGGCAGAACGGUCGGAGCAAACGGGACGUGAGAAGCCGCAGCUGAGCCCUGACCGCCCGCUCUGCCCUCCGGCCCCCUUGGCUUUGUGGCUUUGUGGCUUUGUGCCUCGCAUGCGACCCAGAGCGAAGUAGCCUAUGUCCACCUGUGCUGAGCAUCCCGAGACUUGGGUGGGGGGACAGUGGCCUCAAGAAGGAGCUGCUGGGGUGAUGGGAACAGACGAGAGCUUGUGCUACGUCAGCCGAGGGCGAGCCCGGCUGUGGCGGCAGGCGCUCCCUUGGAAAUCCUCAGGAGUCCCCCUUGUAGCCUUGAGGUGCUAAGGCGCCAGAUGGAGGAAUCGAGGCUACAGCCUGUCUGUCCUCCUCACAAAAAAGCCAAAGUUUCAAAACCUUAAAGAGUGCCUACAAAGCCCACUAUGUGUCGUAUUUCUCCAAAGGCCUAAAAAUAGUGCUUGCUUUUGGGAGUACGAAUUGCCCUCCGGUCCCCUUAAUCCUUCACGUGCAAGACGUGGCCGGACGUUGGGAAGCAGGCGAAGAGGGGAGAUUGGCGAGGUGGGGGCUGCUUUCACCCGCUGCAGCUGAUGCUCGUCUUCGCUUGUCCGCCCCACCUCCUCUCAGACUGGGAACCCCCCCCCAGCCUGUUCUUCCCAUGCUGCUCCAGGUUUCUUCAAUCACAGCAUUUAAGAACCUGAAAUGCCGUUCACACAUGGAGCAAAGUGAGAACCACUCCAUCCAGCAGCCGCCUUCUUCCCUUUGCAGCCAGCUUGCACUUGUACGGGAAGUCCCCGUCACCCGGCACGGAGAGCAUCCAGGGUCUCUCCGCUCUGGCUCCUCCAGGCCGCCCCCCCUGCCCCUGCCGCACCCCCCCCCCCAGCCUGUGGUUUCCUGUCACAUCUGGGCCGGGCUCGGGUUCUGCCCCGUGUCUGCCUUCAGUCCAAGCCUCGCCGUACUCAGCAUGCAUCGAGUCCACUCUGCUUUGUCUUUCUGUCAUUCUCCCCAGUUACACUGUACCCACCCUGUAAGCCCAGCUUCAAAUCCCCGCUCCUUCCGUGGAGCUACCCCUGGCUCCUAUAGCCCCCACUGGUUUUUCUUUUCUGGAUUCUGUCCCUGCACCUGCCUCUUGAGUCCUUUAUGUUUUAUGCGAGCUACGCUUGCCUCUUCCGCUGUACUGCAAGGCUCUGGGGGUGGGGGGCGGGGUGCCCUGUGCUCCUCCUGACACUCCCCUGCAUCUCGAGUCAGCGGAACAGAUUGGUUGCAGAGUGAUCUCAUGGCGCGGUUUGGUGGUGUGUGAACUCUAACAAGUGUGCAAUACACUGGGAGAUGACCCGGUGGGGGAGGAGAAAUGGGGGAGGGCUUCCUAUUCAGAGACAGGAGAUCAUCUGGGGGAGAGGUGGGAGCUAUUCAAGAUUAACCCAGAGCAUGGUGUGGAUAGGGACGGGCCAAGCUCCUCCCCGCCCACCUCCUCCGUCCCAGGUGCUGGCUCCCAGCCCCACCUGGUGGGCAGCUGGCCCCAUAAAAGUGCCCCAAGGAGCAGGAGGCGGCUGUUAGGAAGGGCAGGAGGAUGAGCGCGGAGCAUGGUCAGCAGCAGCAGUCCGGGGGCCGCAGGGGCCGCAGUUCUGGCGACAAGAAGUCCAGAAAGCGGAGCCGGCGCAAGGAAACCUAUUCCAUGUACAUCUACAAGGUGCUAAAGCAGGUGCACCCGGACAUUGGCAUCUCUUCCAAGGCCAUGAGCAUCAUGAAUUCGUUUGUGAACGAUGUGUUUGAACGGCUGGCCGGCGAGGCUGCCCGGCUGGCCCAGUACUCGGGCCGAACCACGCUGACGUCCCGGGAAGUCCAGACGGCCGUGCGUCUGCUGCUGCCCGGGGAGCUGGCCAAGCACGCCGUGUCCGAGGGCACCAAGGCCGUCACCAAGUACACCAGCUCCAAGUGACCCAGGGCCUGACACUAAUAAAGGGUGAACUGCUCCCGCA